This is a messenger RNA of Orbicella faveolata, 1996 nucleotides long. RefSeq lists its product as uncharacterized. Gene Ontology annotation, biological process: ubiquitin-dependent protein catabolic process; regulation of apoptotic process. Gene Ontology annotation, molecular function: protein binding; zinc ion binding. NCBI's taxonomy places the organism in Eukaryota, Metazoa, Cnidaria, Anthozoa, Scleractinia, Merulinidae. The record is from RefSeq and is a predicted model, not a curated record.
AACAGUUUGAGAACUUGUGAUUUCAAGUGUUUUGUUUUCUAUCUAUAUCAGGUUGGCGUUUAUUUCUAUGAUGGAGGCUGUGGAAUCCUCGAAGAAAACGAAAUCUUCAAUCACAAGUACUCUGGGAUACAAAUAAGGUCUGGAAGUAAUCCGUGCAUCAGGAGAAACAAAAUCUGGGGAGGACAAAAUGGCGGCGUUUUGGUCUACAAUGGAGGUCUUGGUCUGCUAGAAGAAAACGAGAUUUUCGACAACGCGAUGGCAGGGGUCUGGAUCAAGACCGAGAGUAACCCAGUUCUCCGGAGGAACAAAAUUCACGACGGGCGAGAAGGCGGAGUGUGCGUGUUCAACUAUGGAAAGGGUGUUCUGGAGAACAAUGACAUUUUUCGGAAUGCAUUGACAGGCGUGCUCAUUAGCACAGCCAGUUUUCCAGUGUUGAAAAGCAAUCGCAUAUUCGAUGGCGGUGCCGCGGGAAUAGAGAUAACAAAUAGUGCUGGCGGAGUUUUGGAGGAAAACGAAGUCUUCAACAACCGGUUUGACGGCAUUUGUCUGGCUACUGGUGUUGAACCUCAGCUUAGCAAUAACAAAGUGCACGGAAACAGACGUGAAGUGGAGAAAGCAAUCGAGUCUUGCCGCUGUCUGUUCCAGGUGUCUGGUAACACAUGUUAUCCCAUGCACGAUUUCUACAGGUGCACCACUUGUGGUACAUCCGAGGGUUACGCCAUCUGUGUGAGUUGUGUGACAGGUUGUCACGAAGGGCACGAAGUGAAGUUUGUAAGGCGUGACAGAUUUUUUUGUGAUUGCGGAGCAGGUUCAAGUGGAGUACUGUGUAAACUGAUCAGCAGAAACUGCUGGUCAGCGACAUCUCGAACACAGUCAGUAAGAGCGGUCAGCGGUGGUCAAACAGAAACGUCUGCACAGGAGGAAAUUGGAAACCAGGCCAUUUGCAUGACAUGACGAAACACUCAAAAACUGAAAAAGAAACGAUGAAGAUAAACUUACUGUCAACACUUUCGUACGCCAUGUUAUUCUUGUUACGCUUUCUCCGUACUCACUUUUGUCAUACAUAACGCAAAGCCCAAACUAAAAACUUUUAUUUUGCUGUGUAACGAGCGCUCUCGUCGCCAGACAUAUGGUUCGUGGUAUUAGGUUGCAAUGCUUGAUGUGUACUAAGUAAAUGGCCUGGUGAACAGUGUUUGUUCGUUUUAUCCCAAGGUUAUUUAACAUCCGGGUUUCUUUUGUAAUGUAAGUUUCACUGUCACAAAACUGCCAACCGAUUAAGCGAUCUUUAUUGCCAAGCGCGUGCAAGCGACAUGUUGGCCGUAAAUAUCAAGUGUUUUAUUUAAAUGAGGAAUUGAUGUCUUUACACAACUUGCAAGUCUUAAGUUUGCUUUAGCUGUGGUGAAACAGGGGGCGUAUUUAAGUUUUCCUGUGAUCAGUUCUUUUCGCUGGGAAAGAAGGAACACCUAAUCACAAGUUAUAUUUAACUGUAGUAUGUUUCACGACUUCGAUCCCUUUGCAGUCACAAACUCAGCCCAGUUAAAUGGACUGAAUUGAGGGCCAUUGUAGUGGUCUUCUGUUGGAAAGAAAACGUCUGACGAAGUCUUCUUCCAAUGUUCAUUUUAUACGAUUUCAUACUCUCAUAUUCAGGUUGUAAAAUCUUAUUUCUUAACAAUCUUCAGACUCCACUAUCCUUAAACAGCAUAUUAUUUAUCGUUGCUAUUUAUUAUAUGACAUACUCAACAUCUCGUUUUCUAUCGCAUACUCAGUCGUUCGUUUAAUUUAUUAACUUGCAAGUAAUUUAACUCGUCGACUACAUUUUAUCUAUUAUAAAUGUAAAUAGGCUGUAUUUAAAAAAAAUAUUCAGGGAAUACUUAAAAAAAGACGGUAUCUAUUAAAGAUGAACAUAAUUUAGGUAUUUAUUUAUAAAAUUGACAGUAACUUCAUAUGUCUAAUGAAAAUAAACUAACGAGACAAAAAUAAAUGUAUUGGAAUGUUA